Laetiporus sulphureus 93-53 is the source of this 402-nucleotide messenger RNA. RefSeq lists its product as uncharacterized. Lineage: Eukaryota; Fungi; Basidiomycota; Agaricomycetes; Polyporales; Laetiporaceae. The record is from RefSeq and is a predicted model, not a curated record. The annotation marks the transcript as partial. The transcript has a single exon.
GUGGGUGACGUUCCUGUGGAGUUGCACAAUCUUUCCUUUGUUGAGAAACUUGCAAUUGCUAGAUGCCGUCACAAUGCAUUCAUUGUUAAGGUUGACAAGGGUCAAUGUAAAAUGAGGGUGAAUGCGGUCGUUUUUGCGCAACCAGUCAGAACAUUUUUUGAUGUGCUCCCGCCGCCUCAGUCCGACCUUGAUUUGUGUCUUGCAGUGUUAUUUACUGGUCCGUGUCAACCUACUGAUGAUGACUUCAAAUGCACUUCACUUUUGCUGCACCAUAUGGCUGUCUAUGCUGCUCUUCAUUGGCUGCGAUUGAAUCAUGCUGAUUACCGUGAUGUGAUCGUGUUUGAGGACAACCUCGCUACAUAUUUCGAGCGUGUUCCUCCUAUGUCAGUGAUAUAUCACUGA